Molecule: messenger RNA, 1683 nt
Organism: Dibothriocephalus latus
Lineage: Eukaryota; Metazoa; Platyhelminthes; Cestoda; Diphyllobothriidea; Diphyllobothriidae
Source: the annotation of a GenBank genome assembly
AUUGAUGACACGUUCAUUAUAAUCAGGAGGGGCCAAGUGAAGACCAUCAAGAUAUUACUGAAUACAAUCUUUCUUGACAUCGAUGUUACCAUGGAAGAAGGAGUCGGUAAUCAGAAAGCCUACGGACAUAAGAGGCUAGAGAUCUACUGUAAGCAAAUUAACAUUGAGCGCAUCUCCCACUUCCGAAUCAACGACACUGUUGGAUGCAACCGCAAUUGUGUCAGAACCCUCUUCCAAUGCAUUGAAAUAUCCUGCAGCGAUGAGAUGGGUGAGACAAUGUCAGUUAAGGCUAUAUAUGAACAAACGGCUAAGAGCCUUAUCCGAAGUUCUUUUUCGCCUUCAUUUAAUUUAACUGACAAAUCAAUUGUUGCUACUCCUGCUGAAUUGCAAACUCUCCCGCAGCUUCAUCCUUGGCUUCUGACAGAGAGUCUUGUUUGUAAGCCUGACGAACUUAUAAAACGAAGAGGAAAGCUCGGUCUUGUUCUUGUUCGUUCGGAUUACAAUAACGUAUGCCGUUGGAUUAGUGAGAAAUCGAGUCAGCCUCUGAUUAUCGGCUCAAAACGCGGAACUUUGCAAAGAUUUCUCAUCGAACCUUUCAUUCAACACCAAGAGACGGAUGAGCACUACGUAUGCAUGUUUACACAGCGUGAUGGCGAUGUUAUACUCUUCUGCUCUGAGGGUGGCGUAGACAUAGGCAACGUCGAUGCAAAGGUAACACCAAGGCUAAAAGGUUUCAGGUCACAACGCAAUCUCUUUUCGAUCAUGGCUCCAACGCAGUUACUCCAACUAACCUCUUGGACAGCGGACUACUCAAUAAUGUCGCUGACCCCGCUAGAAAGCAAAUACAUAGGACAGCCAUUUGGGUCCUUUUAUCCGAAUCCUGACCUCUCCAUUCCCAGAGUCCUCGCCGAGUUCAUUGCCGAAUUGCAUCGCGUCUUUGCCCACUUGCACUUCGACUACCUCGAGAUCAACCCUCUGGUUGUCACUCAGGACCCCAGUGCCCCCAGCCACCUACGCGUGCACAUCCUCGACGUGGCCGCAAAGCUCGACCAGUGCGCCGAGUACUUGUUCUCGGGCACCGGUGAGUGGGCUCCGGAGGGGAUGCCUGUGGUUUUUCCGCCCUCUUUCGGUCUGUCUUACUCGCCCGAGGAGCGCCUAGUAGCGGAACUGGAUGCCCGUACCGGCGCCUCAAUGAAGUUGACCCUGUUGAACCCCAAUGCUCGGAUCUGGACAGUGAGUGCCGGUGGCGGCGCCUCGGUCAUUUUUGCAGACACUAUUUGUCAACUGGCACCAAACGGGGCCACCGACCUGGCCAACUAUGGUGAGUACUCGGGCGCGCCCAGCGAAUCACAGACCUACCACUACGCACGUACUAUACUCUCCCUGAUGACCCGUGGUCCUAUUAAUCCUCAAGGAAAGAUUCUUCUGGUUGGAGGAGGCGUGGCCAAUUUUACCAAUGUGGCAGCCACCUUCAAGGGCGUCAUUCGUGCCAUCACUGAGUUCCAGAAUGAGCUGCGUGCUCACUCCGUGAGCAUCUGGGUUCGCCGCGGUGGUCCCAACUACCAGGAGGGUCUCCGUGCCAUGCGUCUUCUAGCAGCGAAUGUGGUCGAUGGGCCAUGGAUGCUUAAACUGCCACGUCGCUUCAAGAGCCUUGAUUUGAAAGGCUUCCAGCUGAUGGGAUAG